AUGUUCCCUCCACCGCCCCUCGACCUCGACUGGAACGACAUUGGCUUCAAAGUGCGCGAAGUGCACGGCCAUGUCGAAUGCCACUUCUCGCAUUCCGACGCACCCGCGUGGUCCGCGCCACAAUUCGUCGCCUCGCCUUUCCUGAAUGUGCACGGCAUGGCGCCCGGCCUGAACUACGGACAGCAAGCCUACGAAGGCCUCAAGGCGUUCCGCCAUGCCAAUGGCAAGAUCACCAUCUUCCGGCCCGACCGCAAUGCCAAGCGCAUGCAGACCUCCGCCGAGGUGGUGUCCAUCCCUCCCGUUCCGGAGGAAUUGUUCAUCGAGUGUGUCCGGCUUGCCGUUGCCGCCAACGCCGAGUUCGUGCCCCCGCAUGAGUCCGGCGCGGCGAUGUAUAUUCGGCCUCUGAUCUUUGGGUCGUCGGCGCAACUGGGUCUGAGCCCGCCGGACGGAUACACGCUGGCUGUGUUCGUGAUGCCUACAGGCGUUUAUCACGGCGCCCAUGCAGUCGAUGCUCUCAUUCUGGAAGACUUUGACCGGUGUGCGCCGCACGGGACGGGCGCUGCCAAAGUGGGAGGCAAUUACGCCCCGGUGCUGCGGCACAGUGACCGCGCUCGCCGGGAGGGAUUCGGCAUUACACUGCACUUGGACAGCGCGACUCGCUCUGAGAUAGACGAGUUUUCCACUUCGGCAUUCCUGGGCGUUGUGCGCGAUGGCAAUUCUGUCACGGUUAUCCAACCCAAUUCCCAGAAUGUGAUUGACUCCGUGACGGCGGCGUCGGUGCUUGAGAUCGCGCAGGGCUUGGGAUACCGCGUGGAGAAGCGCCGCGUCACCUACGAAGAGCUGAGCCGCUUCGACGAGGUCAUUGCUGGAGGCACGGCGGCCGCCCUAGUGCCGGUGAAGAGCAUCACCCGGCGGUCUACCGGUGACAAGUUCGAGUAUCGUUGUGGUGCUGACAGCCAGGGCGGUCCAGUCGCUGCGGCGCUGCUGAAGGCGCUACGUGGAAUCCAGUCUGGGACGGUCGAAGACACUCGGGGUUGGAACUAUGAGGUGCACGCCCCGCCUGCUGGAUGGAUGGAGGGCGCCAGUGGACACGAAACAAAGGAACGCUCCGGCACCAAUGUUCCGUAG
This is a messenger RNA of Penicillium lagena, 1128 nucleotides long. RefSeq names its product branched-chain amino acid aminotransferase. Gene Ontology annotation, molecular function: branched-chain-amino-acid:2-oxoglutarate transaminase activity. The transcript has 2 exons. Bases 1 to 1128 code for a protein of 375 amino acids. The record is from RefSeq and is a predicted model, not a curated record. NCBI's taxonomy places the organism in Eukaryota, Fungi, Ascomycota, Eurotiomycetes, Eurotiales, Aspergillaceae. Gene Ontology annotation, biological process: branched-chain amino acid metabolic process.